AUGGAAAGAGCAAUGUACGAGCCGAGAUUCAUCUCGCGGGAUCAACCUGUUAUGCAACCCGGGGCUAAUACGGAGAGAAUGGCCGGCAAUAAUGUUUUUUUGCGAUCACCAGUCUUGAACUCGUUCGGUGAUCGCGGAGAUGGGGUGGAUCAUAGUGCGGAAGGGGCUGCAUCAGAAGCAUCAACAGUCGGCCGUGCGGAUCAUCUAUCCCACAAUUCUAGCAUCGGCCUUGAUACAUCUAGAGAAUCAGCUCACCUGGCGCCAAUGGACCUCAGCAAGUUAGAUAAGCGGAAAAUGAAAAGGUUUCGACUUACUCAUAAUCAAACCCGAUACCUGAUGAGCGAGUUCGCCAGGCAGGCCCACCCGGAUGCUGCCCAUCGGGAGAGGUUAUCAAGAGAAAUACCGGGACUGAGCCCUCGCCAGGUUCAGGUAUGGUUUCAGAACAGACGAGCCAAAUUAAAACGAAUGAGCAGCGAUGACCGUGAUCGAAUGAUGCGCUCUCGCGCCCUGCCAGAUGAAUUCCCUCUUCUCCAGACCCUGCACUCGUAUGGGUCCUCGAAGUUGACUGAGGCUCAAUCGUCCCCGGUGGAUACAUAUACAGGCAAGCACUCGGAUAUGAAGCCCAUUGGAUACCAAACGAUCCAGAGACAUGUCGCUCCGGAUGUCGCAGCCGGUAGUACUCCCCAUAACCCGGCAUAUACCCCUCUUCCUUUUAGCCCACCGCGUCCUAUGGUCGGACUUCCAUCCCCUGUUUCCGGUGCAAGUGGCGAAAGGUCCUCUUUUCCAUUUCUAUCUACCCCGGUCGGACCGAAGCAAACUCGAGGGAACCCAUUCUCGUCGCCUCCCGGCCGCGAAGGUUUUAGAACCCAGCACCAGCACAUUCCUCAACAAGCCAGUGUCCCAAGGACCUUUUCAGACCUGGCCAGUCUCUCAGAGGGUCAAUCACAGACAUAUUCCCCCCCAGCUUUAAGCUCUGAAGGGUUUACCCAUGAAUCGAAGGGAUUUUUCUUACACAACCAGACUGAUGGGUUUCCGCGUAAUUCGUCAAAUGGCCAAGUAAACCAGGCUUCCUAUAUUACGAGCACCUCAGUUUCGACCUCACAGCCGUAUCCAUCUCCCCACAAACCAGAUUUCAGCCCUCCUCUGAAUCUCAUCCCCUAUAAAUACCAAAUGCCAAUGACACCACAUACAGCUGGUACAUCUUCAUUCUCCGAGCAAGCGCUUCAAGCUUCACCAGAAAUGAUGAAUUUGCCGCAACAAUUAAGCGCCCCACCCGAAGCCACAACCUUUAGCACAUCAUACCUAACAUCGGCUACUUCCAAUCCAUCUUACUCGCCUCACACUGCAUUUUUAAGUCCAAAGUCACCUAGUUCAAAGGCAACAUCGUUUGGUCGCUGGUACGGCCACAGGUCGAGAAGGUCAUGCUCGCACCCGCCUGACUUGGUACAUGCUCCAACGGCUACAGUAUCAUGA
Orbilia oligospora ATCC 24927 is the source of this 1473-nucleotide messenger RNA. RefSeq lists its product as uncharacterized. Lineage: Eukaryota; Fungi; Ascomycota; Orbiliomycetes; Orbiliales; Orbiliaceae. Bases 1 to 1473 code for a protein of 490 amino acids. The transcript is spliced from 3 exons. Gene Ontology annotation, molecular function: DNA-binding transcription factor activity, RNA polymerase II-specific; RNA polymerase II transcription regulatory region sequence-specific DNA binding. Gene Ontology annotation, biological process: regulation of transcription by RNA polymerase II. The record is from RefSeq and is a predicted model, not a curated record.